AUGAGUAGAAAAGGAGUUAUAACCAAAAGAGUGAAGACUGGUCCAGACGGCUCUAUCGAGAAACCGCGCCAAGCCGUGCAGAGCUGGCCGAGAAACGAAUGUUCCGCGGUCGGCCAAAAUCAAUCCGUCCGUCUGAAGUCUCGGCCAAAGUUCAAACCAUCCGGCCGAGUACGCAUCACGACCCGGGAAGCAUGUCCCGCGGUCGGCCAAGCCACGCCACUCAAGCCAUGCCGCGCACGACCAAAGCCGCGCGAGCCGGGAAGCAAGCCUUGCGGCCGCGCACCUAACUCGCGUACCACGGCCGAUGGCAUCCGUCCGAGCCGGGAAGCCACGUCCCGCGUCCGGCCGAGAAAGCAUCGGCCAAUCUUCACCCGUCCGACCACAGCGGCCGACCGCGAAUCCGGCCACGACCGUUCCGAUCCGACCACGACCACACCCGAUUCCGGCCGACCGUCCCGACCGACCGUCCGAACGCCGCGGUCGACCCGAAGCCCGUUUUGA
This is a messenger RNA of Microthlaspi erraticum, 501 nucleotides long. The record is from the annotation of a GenBank genome assembly. Lineage: Eukaryota; Viridiplantae; Streptophyta; Magnoliopsida; Brassicales; Brassicaceae.